Messenger RNA from Oppia nitens, 936 nucleotides. It is a transcript of the gene Cks30A, whose product is annotated as cyclin-dependent kinases regulatory subunit-like. The transcript is spliced from 2 exons. Gene Ontology annotation, biological process: regulation of mitotic cell cycle. The record is from RefSeq and is a predicted model, not a curated record. Gene Ontology annotation, cellular component: SCF ubiquitin ligase complex; cyclin-dependent protein kinase holoenzyme complex. The coding region runs from base 455 to 736 and encodes 93 amino acids. NCBI's taxonomy places the organism in Eukaryota, Metazoa, Arthropoda, Arachnida, Sarcoptiformes, Oppiidae. Gene Ontology annotation, molecular function: ubiquitin binding; cyclin-dependent protein serine/threonine kinase activator activity; histone binding.
CAAAUGGUCCAGACAUGCAAAUUAAUGGUCAGUGGCCGAAGUGGACAGUCGUGUCAAUGGCAGACAUAUAGAGCCGAUGAUGUGGUCAGUGUAAUGGCGGUCAUCCUAAGUGUCAAAAUAUGGAUCAAUUGUUUAUCUUUUAUUAUAUUACUUAAUGACAACACAAUUGUUAUGCUAUUGACUGCUGUUUUCAUUGAGACAAUACACUGAGCGCACACCUCUACUAACAACAACAGUGAGUGCAGUGAACAUCCCUAUCAACUAUGCAAUGUGUGGUCCAAUGGCGCCAAACGUUAGUUUGCAUUCAAAGCAUUGAUUGGCGCAUAAAAUACAGUCAUUUCUGUAAAUACGUUAGUGUUUAGUGUUUGUCACACAUAUCACACCAUUUGAUCCAAUUUUGACCACAAUUUCACCUCUAAUAUCACAUUUGUGGCUAACAGUCAUCAACAUUAAGAUGUCACACAAAAACAUUUAUUAUUCGGAUAAAUAUUACGAUGAAAAGUUUGAAUAUAGACACGUUGUUCUGCCUAAAGAUAUCUCCAAAUUGGUACCGAAGACUCAUCUUAUGUCUGAAGCUGAAUGGAGAGGACUGGGUGUCCAACAAAGCCAGGGAUGGAUACAUUAUAUGAUUCACGAACCCGAACCACAUAUUCUACUAUUUAGACGACCGGUCACUCUAACGGGUCCACCGCCGUCACAGGUGGAACAGUUCAGGGCUGAGCUCAAUGAACAGUGAAUGAGUCGACUGUUGAUACAGUUGUUUGAAGACAAUCGGCGGUCAUCUCAUUGAUCGAUGUUUGCAUUCAAAACAAUUACAAUCUAAAUGUUAUUUUUAUUAUUAUUUGCACUUAAUAUUCAUUUCUAUCUAUUUUGUGUACAUAUUGUAUCAGUUGUUCAAUAAAAUGCUAUUUUUGUUUAAUUUGCAGAAAUUUAAGU